Molecule: messenger RNA, 1978 nt
Organism: Mya arenaria
Lineage: Eukaryota; Metazoa; Mollusca; Bivalvia; Myida; Myidae
Product: pantetheinase-like
Exons: 2
Coding region: 91-1596 (501 amino acids)
Source: RefSeq, a predicted model, not a curated record
AUGUAAGCUCAAUUGACGCCAAAUAUAGAUUGCUUAAGAAAGACAAAAGAAACACCUGUACCGUCGUCAAAAAGGGUUACUAACGUGAACAUGACUGUGGGUUCGCCAGGAAUGUUGCUCACUCUGCUACUGGUAUUGGGUGGCCGGAUUUUGGCGGGGUUGGAGACGCCCCUCGCGGACUCCUAUCGCGCCGCUGUGUACGAGCACAACGUCAGCUUCCCCCGUCAUCGCGACGUCGUCCCCCGCUUGGAAGCGCUGCAGCUGAUGGAGGAAAACCUUGGCAAGUUCGAUGAACAAGCGCGGCAGGCCGCCCAACAGAAAGCAAAGAUCAUCGUGUUUCCAGAGUAUGGCGUGUACGGGCUAGGCUGGACUCGUCAGAAACUCGCGCCUUUCUUGGAAUACAUUCCCGACCCUGCGGGCAAUCCAUGGAACCCAUGUGAUAACCCCAACGGUUUCGUUUCCGCGGUCCAGACAUUGCUUAGUUGCAUUGCGAAAAACAAUUCCAUUUAUGUUGUGGCGAAUAUUGGUUCUCAGCAGCCUUGUAUUUCAACAGACAAGAGCUGUCCCAGCGACCACGUUUAUCAAUUUAAUACUAAUGUAGUGUAUGACCCAAGAGGGAUAUUUAUUGCAAGGUAUUUCAAGUAUAACCUUGACAGUGUAGAAAUGCAAUAUUUUGAUCGUCCCCCAGUUGUAAACCACACCAUAUUUGACACGCCAUUCGGUCGUUUUGCCACGGUUUGUUCUAAUGACAUUCUCUAUAAAGAGCCAACACUCACACUGGUGAAAACAAUGAACAUUACCAACCUCGCGAUGCCGGCUGCCUGGAAAGAGGAACUUCCGCUAAUGUCCGCUAUCGAGUUCCACUCGGCGUUCGCAGAGGGACUUCUCAUCAACGUCUUGGCAGCAAACCUCCACGUCGUUGACCUUGGUUACUAUGGCAGCGGCCUAUACUGGCCAACGGGAACUUCCAUAAACGCCUCGUAUUUUUACGACGACGACCCUUACAGUGAAGGAUCUCUGGUCGUUGAAACAUUAACACCUUCAAUUAUACCAUCCGAUGUUUGGGACCCUCCACAGUUCACAGAAAAUAAGCGUUUUGCUCCUCGCAGAUUAGUAAAUAAUGCAGAGCAAUCAAGCCUCACUCAUAAAAUUAAAAUUAACGGUGAUAUUUACACAGCAAAGGUCUUCAAAUUUGGAGAGGCUUACAGUGCAAAUGUAUGUCAAGGCAGUCUGUGUUGCGAUGCAGAUUUCGAGGGCGGCGCUUCCGGCGACAUGUUUGCAUUUGGGGCAUUUGAAGGAAUGCAUAGCGGCAACAACUCUUACUACCUACAGUCGUGCGCAUUGAUCAAAUGCGCUGGUAGAACUGUUGAAAGUUGUGGACAACCGACCAAACAUACAUCUACGGGGAUAGAUAAGAUGUCGAUGAGCGGGAACUUCUCCUAUCCCUACCAGUUUCCGGAAGUGUUUACGGUGGGGGACCAUCCAGAGAUAGUGACGCAGAUCUGGUACUACCAGGGCUCUGUCAUAAUCGACGUCGGGCUUUAUGGAGAUCUGCUCACUGUAGCCAUUCAGGCCAUAGACUAUAGCCGACAAUAGACAAUACAUAGAAUAUAAAGAAAUCGUUGCAUAUAAUGGCCAUUUUUAUAUAAUGCAAACUGUUACCAAAAAUGUAAAAUGGUCAUGAUUGCAUAAUUUCUUACAAAUUCAAAUGCAAUCCUUUAAUUCGGCGAACAACAAGUGUUCAUGUAUGUCAAAGAAUACUUGAAUUAUAAAAAAAAAUCGUAUCCAGCUCUGACUUCCUGUGAAAUUCACAUAAAUGAACUCAAUGAAAUAAGGAUUUUCGUUGGUCAUUAUAAGCGAACAAUUUUUCCAAAAAAUAAAAUAAGAGGAAAACGCUAACAAAAGUAUACACAUUAGUGUUUUCAUAUUUCAUUGUUUUUGGUGUAGUUCGAUCCUGCUUUGUUUAUCUUCCUUGCGU